UGGAUCAUCAAGAGCCACCAACCACCAAAAUCAAAACUCAACAGAAACAAACAAAACAACCAAAACCUGUAAACUACGUUACAAGAGAAAAAACAUACACAAUAACACACACACACACCCUGUGUUUUGUGUCUUGGAGAUGGCAAUGGCAAUGGCGCUUCUUCGCAGGCUUUCUUCUUCCAUGGACAAGCCUUUACGUCCUCUCUUCAGUGCAGGCACCACUGUUUACUACAAGUCCUCUUUACCUGAUGAAGCUGUUUACGACAAAGAAAAAUCCCGAGUUUCGUGGCCAAAGCAAUUGAAUGCUUCACUUGAGGAAGUUGAUCCUGAGAUUGCUGAUAUAAUUGAGCUAGAGAAAGCUAGACAAUGGAAGGGGCUGGAACUCAUACCCUCAGAAAAUUUCACCUCUGUCUCUGUGAUGGAAGCUGUAGGGUCUAUCAUGACAAACAAAUACAGUGAGGGAUAUCCUGGUGCCAGAUACUAUGGUGGAAAUGAGUAUAUUGACAUGGCUGAAACACUAUGCCAGAAGCGUGCCUUGGAAGCGUUCCGGUUGGAUCCGGCAAAAUGGGGAGUAAAUGUGCAACCUCUGUCUGGUUCACCUGCAAAUUUUCAUGUGUAUACCGCAUUGCUGAAACCUCAUGAGCGAAUCAUGGCGCUUGACCUUCCUCAUGGAGGGCAUCUUUCUCAUGGAUACCAGACUGAUACCAAAAAGAUUUCUGCAGUCUCUAUAUUUUUUGAGACAAUGCCAUACAGACUGAAUGAAAGCACAGGAUAUAUCGAUUAUGACCAGUUGGAGGCAACGGCUACACUUUUCAGGCCAAAACUAAUAGUUGCUGGAGCAAGUGCUUAUGCACGUCUGUAUGAUUAUGCACGCAUCCGCAAGGUGUGUGAUAAACACAAGGCUGUGAUGCUGGCAGAUAUGGCACACAUCAGUGGAUUGGUUGCAGCUGGUGUUAUCCCAUCCCCUUUUGAUUAUGCAGAUAUAGUGACCACCACAACUCACAAGUCGCUUCGUGGCCCACGUGGAGCUAUGAUCUUCUUCAGGAAGGGGGUGAAGGAAAUUAACAAACAAGGAAAAGAGGUGUUGUAUGAUUAUGAGGACAAAAUCAACCAAGCAGUGUUCCCUGGACUGCAAGGUGGUCCCCACAACCACACUAUUACUGGUUUAGCUGUUGCACUGAAGCAGGCUACAACAUCAGAGUACAAAGCAUAUCAAGAACAGGUUCUCAGUAAUUGCUCAAAAUUUGCACAGGCUCUGAGUGUGAGGGGCUAUGAGCUUGUUUCUGGUGGAACUGAGAAUCAUCUAGUUUUGGUGAAUCUGAAGAACAAGGGUAUUGAUGGCUCCAGAGUUGAGAAGGUGUUGGAAGCAGUGCACAUUGCAGCCAACAAAAACACAGUUCCUGGAGAUGUGUCUGCCAUGGUUCCUGGUGGCAUCAGGAUGGGAACUCCUGCUCUCACUUCUAGGGGAUUUGUUGAGGAGGAUUUUGUCAAGGUAGCAGAAUUUUUCGAUGCAGCAGUAAAUUUGGCUGUGAAGAUAAAGGCAGAGAGCAAAGGAACAAAGCUGAAGGAUUUCUUAGCCACAAUUCAGUCGUCUACUUACUUCCAAACAGAGAUUGCGAAGCUCCGUCACGACGUGGAGGAAUACGCGAAACAAUUCCCAACCAUUGGUUUCGAUAAAGCAACCAUGAAGUACAAGAACUGAGAGAAAGAGAAAGAGAACAAAUUUUUCAUCAUGCAAAAAAAAAACAUAUAUGUUGAUGAUGCUAUGAAUAUGAACGUAGAAAAAAACCUGAUCGAUAUUGAUACUUUCUCGAAAAAAAUGUAUAGAUUAUUGUUAUUAUUAUGCAAUAAAAGGCUUAAACAAUCAAAUUUUAA
This is a messenger RNA of Arachis stenosperma, 1875 nucleotides long. Its product is annotated as serine hydroxymethyltransferase, mitochondrial-like. The transcript has 14 exons. Gene Ontology annotation, molecular function: zinc ion binding; serine binding; pyridoxal phosphate binding. Gene Ontology annotation, cellular component: cytoplasm. The record is from RefSeq and is a predicted model, not a curated record. The coding region runs from base 140 to 1702 and encodes 520 amino acids. Lineage: Eukaryota; Viridiplantae; Streptophyta; Magnoliopsida; Fabales; Fabaceae. Gene Ontology annotation, biological process: folic acid metabolic process; L-serine catabolic process; tetrahydrofolate interconversion.